This is a messenger RNA of Penicillium waksmanii, 189 nucleotides long. RefSeq names its product 40S ribosomal protein eS30. Gene Ontology annotation, cellular component: ribosome; cytosolic small ribosomal subunit. The record is from RefSeq and is a predicted model, not a curated record. Lineage: Eukaryota; Fungi; Ascomycota; Eurotiomycetes; Eurotiales; Aspergillaceae. Gene Ontology annotation, molecular function: structural constituent of ribosome. Bases 1 to 189 code for a protein of 62 amino acids. Gene Ontology annotation, biological process: translation. The transcript has 2 exons.
AUGGGUAAGGUUCACGGAUCUCUCGCUCGUGCCGGUAAGGUCAAGGCCGCCACUCCUAAGGCAAUACAGGUUGAGCCCCAGGAGAAGAAGAAGACCCCCAAGGGCCGCGCCUACAAGCGUGUCCUGUACACCCGCCGUUUCGUCAACGUCACCAUGACCGGUGGCAAGCGCAAGGUAUAUAUCGACUGA